Molecule: messenger RNA, 2633 nt
Organism: Hydra vulgaris (swiftwater hydra)
Lineage: Eukaryota; Metazoa; Cnidaria; Hydrozoa; Anthoathecata; Hydridae
Product: tetratricopeptide repeat protein 13
Molecular function (GO): protein binding
Source: RefSeq, a predicted model, not a curated record
AUAAAAACAUAUUUUAGGAAAUAUUAUGCGGACUUGCUUUUAUUUUAUUCACUGCUGCAAUGACAAUUAAGGAACUCUUAAUUGUGUUCCUGGUUUUAUUCGUUUUAUUUAUUUUUGAUACUUCAGCAGUGGAUGACGAUGCCCAUCCUCAAAAGACGUCAAAAGAUAAAAAAAAGAGGUCUUUACAUAUGAGCAAAAUUGCUAAGGCUCACCUCUCUGACGAUAAUAAUCCCAAUAAUUACCCAAGGCUUCUUGGAAUUGAGUUCGAAGGUUGCAGAGUGCACCCACUUAUUGAGCAGACUUGUCUACAUGACCAUACUCUGAUGUUAUACAGAAAUAACAAUUGGUGGGAGCUUCAGUACACACAUUGAUAUCUAGUGAUUUUAUUAAACUUGUUGCUAGUUAUGGAACAGAAGCUGAUUCUACAACUAUUCAGGAGUUAGCACAAGGGUUUGAUGCAUUGCGAGCUUGUUCACCAGAAGAAAGUUUUGAGAUUUUCGAUGCAAUCAUUCAGCACUUUCCAGAUUCUAUAUUUGCAUACAUUGGAAGGGGAAUUUCCCUUGGCAGGCUUGCAAAUAAGAUUAAGGCAAGUUCCGAAAGUGCCAUGAAAGAUUUUGAUCAUGUGAUGUCAUUGAAGUCUCAUUUCUAUUUAGUAUAUCGAUGUCGUGCUGAGGUUCAUUUUUUGACUGGUAAGUAUGAAGAUGCAUUAAAAGAUGCUGAAAAAGAUCUGCAAUACAAGCACGAUGGAUCUGCUUACAUCAUGGCUGGUAUAAUUUCCUAUAAAAUGGAGAAAGAUUUCCAGGCAACAGAGUAUUUAAAAAUUGGGCAAAAAUUUAUCAAUGGUCAUAAUGCUGUAUCAUAUGAAUAUCUUGGCAUGGCUUACCUGAACAUGGGAAUGUUACGUAAAGCAAUCGAUGCAUUAAAAACAUCACUGGAAUUUGAUAGUGAAAAUCUGAAAAUAAUUCAAACUUUAGGAACUACAUACAAUGCUAUUGGCGAUUCUGAGAAUGCGCAUUAUUAUUUAGAUUUGGCUCUUAAUUUGGAUCCUGAAAACCCUAAGACCUUAGAGACCAAAGGAGAUGUCUACUUUCAAAGUGGACAGCCAAAAGAAGCCAUUCAUUUCUACAAGUCUUGCAUUCGUUUGGAUCCUACCUCCACUGGAUGCAUGUUUAUGAAAUCUGUAGCUUUUGCUUCUGUAGGACAGUUUUUUAAUGCUGUAAAAGCAAUGACUAAAGUUAUGCUGUCAGGUGGAUGCAACCAAGAUUAUGGGGAACCAUUGUAUUUAAGAGAUUUCUAUCGAUACCUAAAUAGAAAGCUAGAUGAACCAUUAAAAAACUAUCGCUUUGAUGAAGACCUGCCAGAAAACUAUAGAAAUUUAUGGGCCAAGAAAGUUUUUUCAAAUUAUUUUAACUACACUGAGCAGCCAGGUAUAGAACCACAUAUGAUUGACGUUGAAGACUUUCAGUUUUCUGAACUUUCAAACAAUACAAAGGUUCUUCUUUGUAAAGCAAAUCAGUUGGCUCCAUAUUUUCAAUAUCGAGUUGAUGGUUUCAUGGAGAACAAAAGAAAUAAUAUUGCUAUGGCAUUAGCAGCUAUAGAUGUUGGUCAAACUAUUAAAAAUUAUUGGAGCUAUCCAAAAUCUACAAAAGGCUGGAAAGGUCGCAUUUAUUCAUGGAGAGACCUCAUUGAAGUUGCAGUUAAGUGGCGUAAGCUAGUGUCAAUGGAUCAACCAGUGAUAUGGUUAUCUGAACUACCUAAACAUAUUGUGGAUGUCGGUUUUACUACUCAUAUGUUGUUAAAAAAAGGAAAUGUUGAAAUGCCAAGAUAUUCUACAUACACAUUAGAAGCUUUACAGUUAGCUAAGUUUAUGAUUCGGAGCUUGUUGGGCCAAAAACUACCUGCAAAAGCUCAAGACAAUGUUAUGAAAGCUGUUGCACCAAUUGAUAUAUUAAAUGUGUUAAAGAAAUAUGAUAGUGCUAACCCUAAUGGAGGAUUUACUGUUGGAAUGCAAGUGCCAUCUACUCGAAAUAAAGGUGGCUUGCUGCAUGGAGUUAUGUUAUCUAUCACUGGCGAAACUGAAAGUGAUGCUACACUUUCUAUACAGAGUUCUCGAACAUCUCUGCAGAUCAACCAAUAUAUUGCGGAAUUUAAUCAUCUUUUUAAUGAACUCAAAUUAGCUGUUCUUAAAAACAAAACGGAUACAGACAAUGAUUUGGCUGUUGAUAUUGUGCUCAAAUUCAUCUAUUACUUUUAUAAUUUAUUGCCUCUCUCUAGAGGAACAAGUGCUGUUGCUUAUAGUGUUGCUGUAGGACUUUUUUUGGGUGUCAAUAAAGAAAUUACAUCUUUUAUACCCAAGGAAAAACAACCUGACAUUGAGUCUUAUUUUUCUGGUAGCCCAGAUGCUUUUGUAAAAAAAAUGAGAACGUGGAUGACUUUCAAAAACUCAAAUCCACCAAUCACGAGCUAUCCUUCAGUGUCAGAAACCUUUUCCACUUCUCGAACGAUUAUUGAAGCAUUAAACGUCGACGUUACCGAGAAAAUGUGCCGAACGUUUUUGUUGGAGUCAUAGCUGCUGGUUUUAAUAUAUUCUGUAUUUAUUUUAUACGUGUUUUUAUAGAAUAUUUGUUUAAUAA